GUGUGCACUGCGCUUCUCCCUCCGCGGCGCGAGCGCUUGUUGUGGUGUGACGUCAGAGCUGCAGCGGCCAUCCACUACAGCUCUGCAAUGACAACAUUACUGAGACAUUAUCCGCCUGCAGCCGUCCAUGGCCAAGACCAAGAGCCAAGCUUACGAUGCUGCUCCCAUCCAGCCUAGCGUGGUGUUGUGCUCCUGUGCUUCUUCAUCAAUGGUAAAGAUUCAGCUCAACUCCAACCUUCCUCAUUGUCUCAGUAUGGAGAUCCGCGGGGGUGAGGCAAGCGUUCAGGAAAAGACGUCUACCAUCAAGCCUCCACAAUCACGCAAGAAGGAGGAUUUCAGCUUUGGCAAAAUUUUAGGAGAGGGUUCCUUCUCAACAGUUGUGCUUGCAAAGGAACUGGCCACAGGAAAGGAAUAUGCAAUGAAGAUUCUAGAGAAGAAUCACAUCAGGAAAGAGAAUAAAGCACACUAUGUGAUCAGAGAGAAGGAUAUAUUGUCAAGCAUAGAUCAUCCCUUUUUCGUAAAGCUCUUCUUCACGUUUCAAGAUUCCCAUAAAUUAUAUUUUGCCCUCAGUUAUGCAAAGAAUGGAGAACUACUUAGAUACAUUCGCAAAAUAGGCUCAUUUGAUGAGACUUGCACAAGAUUCUACACUGCUGAGAUAGUUUGUGCACUCGAGUAUUUGCACGCAAUGGGAAUUAUUCACAGGGACCUUAAGCCAGAGAACAUUUUACUGAGCGAAGACAUGCACAUUCAAAUUACGGAUUUCGGGACAGCAAAACAGUUGUCAGCAGACAGCGUUCAAACAAGAGCCAAUUCUUUUGUUGGCACUGCACAGUACGUUUCUCCAGAGCUGCUGACAGAAAAAUCAGCCUGCAAAAGUUCUGAUCUCUGGGCACUGGGUUGUAUAAUCUACCAGCUGGUGGCUGGGUUACCUCCGUUUAGAGCCGGGAAUGAGUACUUGAUUUUCCAAAAGAUAAUCAAGCUGGAAUAUGAAUUUCCUGAGAAGUUCUUUCCUAAAGCUAAAGAUCUGGUGCAGCGACUGUUGUCUUUGGACCCUAGAAAGCGGCUAGGAUGUGAGGAAAUGGGUGGGUUCAAUCCACUGAAAGGCCACAUGUUCUUUGAGACAAUCUCAUGGGAGAACUUGCCGGUUCAGACUCCACCCAAGCUGACCCCUUACCUACCAGCCAUGGCUGAAGAUGAUGAAGACUACUAUGGCAAUAAUGGUGUUUCUUCUAAUGACGUCAGCUUGACGGCUUGUGCAGAACAUCCUUAUACCCUCUCCUCUGACCGUCUACCUGCUUAUGAAGAUCUCCUCAGUCAGUUCAGCAGCCUGCAGGUGGUCCCAUCCAGCUCAUCUCAGAUCGUCCCACUGAGAUCCUGCAGCAAUAUUGAGCAGUACGUCCAUGACUUGGACAGCAACUCCUUUGAGCUGGACCUGCAGUUCUCCAGUGAGGAGAAACGACUUCUGCUGCAGAAGCAAACAAGUGGCAACCCUUGGCACCAGUUUGUUGAAAAUAACUUGAUAUAUAAAAUGGGACCAGUUGACAAACGAAAGGGACUGUUUGCUCGACGCCGUCAGCUUUUACUGACAGAAGGGCCACAUCUAUAUUAUGUGGAUCCUGUGAAUAAAAUACUAAAGGGGGAAAUUCCAUGGUCUCCAGAGCUGCGUCCCGAGGCCAAGAAUUUCAAGACAUUUUUUGUCCACACGUUUUCUCAUGUGCAGCCAAACAGGACAUAUUAUCUCAUGGAUCCCAGUGGUAAUGCGGACAAAUGGUGCAAGAAGAUUCAAGAGGUGUGGGGAACAGUAUAUCACUAAUAAGACUACUGGCAUGCCGGGGCAUGAGAAGACCACUGGAGUCAAGGCAAGUCUUAAAGGUCUGAGUCCUUCACCAUUCACCUACCAAUCAGAAAGUCAACUGUGCAUUUAUGGGACUAGUGCAUCAAUAUUCCUUCUUGAAGUAAAAAGAUGUUUUGCUUGCAGUGUUUUUGUCAUAUUUAGCAGGUGUAAUAUAAAAGCAAAGAUUAGUAAAACUCAUCAAAUCCGCAAUUUGUACACUAUAUAUGUGUAUGUAGAUAUGUAUAUACAUAGGAGGUAUCCCAAAAGCUUGGGGAAAAAAACACUCAAUCUAUGGCCUUUUAAAAUAAUAAGGAUAGCUAUAGAGGACACUCAAAUGACCCUACAGGUCAAGUACAUAUUAAAUUCAUACACAUGUCAUUAAUAUAUUUCUAUUUAUUCUCUAAGUCAUGUUGUUCACCUGUAGAAUAUCAUAUUACAUGUAAUUAUCAUCAUCUGAAAAAGAAUCACUUCUGAGACGUUAUAUUUAGUCUGAAAUUUACCCAGCAAUGGAUUUUUUUGUGGUUUCACAUGUGAAACUUGCACUGGGUUCCUUAAAUCUGCUGUUUAUGUUUGUUUUAUAUUAUACUUUAUUUAAAAACAUUGGUUUAGUUUGAAAAUAAGUACUUGAUUAGGUACGUUACACAGUAUACACAGUAAGAGAGCAGCAAUAAAAGCAGAUGGCUGUCAACAGUCAUGUUUUGUCGUGCCGGGUGAUUCUCUUGCAGUGUAAAUAUGGUGUUAUACCUACGGGAAUUGAGCUGUGAAGAGGAUCGCAACUGUAAAUAAGGGCCGUGUUUGCAGAUGCAGUUUUUGACCACUUAAUUGUACAUUUAAAAGGAUGUUGGUCCAGCACAGACAAACGAAAACUCUGUAACUAAGUGAGAAUCAAACACAGAAGUCUGUUUUUCUUCUUUUGUUGUGUUGUCUCCUUGCAUUUUUUGAGGAAUUGUUCAAUCGUGUGUUUAUAACACGAUUAGGUGUGUCAGCGAAUACAACUGUGAUGUACAGAUGAUGUAUUAUUCAGAAAGUAACACAGUGUUACUGGAUUUGCACCUUGUAUAAUUUUAUUCUUAUGUAAGAUUAUUCGCUGGCAGUGGCUCAGCCUGUAGUACCUAAUAUAUUAUUUAAAUUCUAAUAUUCUGAGAUUUUAAUUGACUCAUGUUCAGGGGCCACGUGUUGUAAAUAUUGAGAUGUUAACCUUUGAAUUGUAAAUGAUGGCUGUAAUAUUUGCAAGAUUUUUAUGUGUCCUAAUCAGGUCACUCAGAUUAUAUCAGAUUCAAUGUUUAUGCCCUUGGAUUUCCAUGCACCUUAAUGAUACUGAAGAAUGUCCAGGAGAAAAUCAUGCUAAGUCUCAUAAUAAAAGUAUAUUUGAAGAGUAA
This is a messenger RNA of Cyprinus carpio (common carp), 3213 nucleotides long. Its product is annotated as 3-phosphoinositide-dependent protein kinase 1-like. NCBI's taxonomy places the organism in Eukaryota, Metazoa, Chordata, Actinopteri, Cypriniformes, Cyprinidae. The record is from RefSeq and is a predicted model, not a curated record. Gene Ontology annotation, biological process: peptidyl-serine phosphorylation; intracellular signal transduction. Gene Ontology annotation, molecular function: ATP binding; protein serine/threonine kinase activity.